UAUCUAUCUAGCUGGACCUGGGUAACUCCAGGCGUCAACACCAGUGUGGCACUGCUCUACCUGGUGGUUAUUAGAGGUAGUUACCAAUGAAAAUGUUAAGAUUUACCCGCCCUUAAUAGUCCAGGAAUGAGGAAAUUGAUAUGGCGCUUCCUUCGUUCUGAUGGCGAGUGAAUAUUUGAUGUAAUUUAGUGAUCUGCCGAUGACACACAGCUUUUUGGCGACUGAUCUCGUAACAAAAGCCACCUUGCUUUAAACUAAAUUGUUUGCCAAAUGUUUAUGUUCAUCAUUCUUGAGCUGCAGUAAUAAAGUCACGCCCAUGUUCUACGUCAGUCAGUAUUUGCGGAAGUGAUCUAGAAGCGACCAUCAAGCCACCAUAAUAUAGCCGUAGAACGAUAGUUUGGGAUCAAAAUAAGAUUUACAAACUACCCAAAACUGUUAUCUGUUUAUAUAUCUUAAAGCGCAGCAUUGUAUAUUUACUACGCCGAACAUAUGUAUAGCAAAAAAUAGAAAAGAUCACGAAACAAAAGAUUUAAGCGUCCCAUUUUAUAAACAAACCUUCAACGUGGCAGUGGUCAAACAUGUGUCAAAUGUUCAAAUAAUCCUGCGCAAUAUGAAAUUAUAUUUAAAAAUACCUUUAUUCGUCGACUAUUUCACCGUUUUCAUUUACUCUGUGGAAUCGAAGCGGUAUCAUCGUAGCUGAUUUUAUACUGAAACUGACACCCGGAAGAGCUGCAAGUCAAUCCGCAUUAGUUGACUCUGUAAAUCCACUGACGUAUACUGCAGUCCAACGACGACAUGUCUUGACGUUUAUUUCUGUUUUGAAAGUAGCCGAGUGCGCAAUAUUUCGUUCAAUGCGCGUCUGAAUGGAUGAAAAAGGCCCUUGGACUCGCGCGGAGCCGUGUCGGUCCAGUGAAGGUCCGUGUAGAAGGGACAGCAGCAGCCAGACCUGCUGCCGGCUACAAGGUUAUUGGCCCCGGCUGACAAAGGUUAACCUGUUCACCCUUUUGAGUUUGUGGCUGGAGUUGUUUCCUCAAGAGGAGGCAGAGGAAAAUGGGGAAAAUCAGAAGUGUAGACUGGGUCUGGUCGUGGUCCGGAACAGUAAGGUGGUGGGACUUCACUGUUCUGGAUCAGAGUUACACGCGGGACAGGUGGCCAUCAUCCAGCAUGGUGCCAGCCUGUCGGACUGUGACCUGUACUUCUCGAGGAGACCUUGUGCCACCUGCCUCAAGAUGAUCAUCAAUGCUGGUGUCAGCCAGAUCUCUUUCUGGCCCGGAGACCCUGAGGUCAGCAUGCUGAGCUGCAGUUCCACGCAACAACCUCACAGUUUGGCCGUUGACAUUAAAGAAGAGGCGGCGCUUGACGCUGUAGCGACGGAGAAGCUCAAAUCCAACAGCCGUGCACAUAUCCGUGUGCUGCUGCAGCCGCUGCCUCCGGGCCUUGUUCACUAUGUUGAGAGCACGUCCAAAGAGUGCGACUUCAUGGAGCGGCUGAAGAAGGAUGACCCAGCACUGGACACGGACAAACUUUUCAACAGGGACAGGACAAGACACAUGGAGGAUUUCUCUAGACACUUCCUGAUCCAGUCUUCUCAGCAGCACAGAGAGCUUCUAAGGCUCAUGGGUCUUGAGAACUUUUGCGUGGAACCUUUCUUCUCCAACCUUCGGAACAACAUGAGGGAGACGGUGGAAGUGCUGGCUGCGGUGGCUGCUGGUGUGCCGCAGUGUCACCACAGCUUCUACAGAGAACCAGCUUCUGUGCCAGGAGCGCCACGUGACGACGGAGUGUCUCAGGAGGUGGCACGUCACUGCAUCGUCCAGGCGAGGCUGCUGGCCUACAGAACUGAGGAUCCAAAAGUAGGCGUAGGUGCAGUUAUUUGGGCCAAAAGUCAAGAGGCUGGUUACAGUGGGACCGGGAGUCUCUACCUGGUGGGUUGUGGGUACAACGCUUACCCAGCAGGCUCUGAGUAUGCAGAGUAUCCGCAGAUGGACACGAAGCAAGAAAACAGACAGACCCGGAAGUACAGAUUCAUAAUCCAUGCAGAGCAGAACGCCCUCACGUUCAGAACUUGUGAUAUUAAACCGCAUGAGGCCACCAUGUUGUUUGUCACCAAAUGUCCGUGUGACGAGUGCAUCCCGUUGAUACGGGGAGCCAGAAUCACUCACAUCUACACAACGGACCAGGACCGGGAUAAAGACAAGGGAGACAUUUCAUAUUUGCAAUUCGGCAGCCUGAAAAACAUCAAUAAGUUCAUAUGGCAGAAGACUCCUUCUUCUCUCAGCCAGCUCACAAAUGGUUUAAUUGGAAAACACAAUCGGGAGCAGGAGCAGAGUCACACCAGGAAGAAGCUUCGGACUUCCUCUGAGGACUUGCCCGUCGUCAGCUGAAAGUCGAUGUGGAAUAAGUGAUAAACCACAGCCUCACGCAGACACAAACAUUGAACAAGAAAAGAUUUCUAUAUAGCAAAUGAGGUGACAAAAUAAUUAGUCACAAAAUAAACCUUUCAACUAUUUUA
Molecule: messenger RNA, 2512 nt
Organism: Synchiropus splendidus (mandarinfish)
Lineage: Eukaryota; Metazoa; Chordata; Actinopteri; Syngnathiformes; Callionymidae
Gene: cdadc1
Product: cytidine and dCMP deaminase domain containing 1
Exons: 11
Coding region: 864-2384 (506 amino acids)
Biological process (GO): dUMP biosynthetic process; dTMP biosynthetic process
Cellular component (GO): cytoplasm
Molecular function (GO): dCMP deaminase activity; zinc ion binding
Source: RefSeq, a predicted model, not a curated record